Messenger RNA from Scaptodrosophila lebanonensis, 2238 nucleotides. RefSeq names its product N-acetylgalactosaminyltransferase 4 (gene Pgant4). The coding region runs from base 43 to 2001 and encodes 652 amino acids. Gene Ontology annotation, cellular component: Golgi apparatus. The record is from RefSeq and is a predicted model, not a curated record. The transcript is spliced from 4 exons. Lineage: Eukaryota; Metazoa; Arthropoda; Insecta; Diptera; Drosophilidae.
GAAUUGUGGUUAUUAUUCGGAACUCAACACUCCCUCGAACCGAUGGCUAUGAAAAAGCGCUACGUCAAACGCCUUGUGCGGAAAAUUGUCUUUGGAUUGCUAAGCGUUGCAUUCAUCUCACUAGUGACCACCAUGAUUGUAGAGAAGCGACUGGGUAAGGGUAGUGGCGGAGAGGAUGAAAGCAAUUUGGACCCCAAUGGGGAUCCCAUAACGCUGGAAUACAAAGCGGUAAAUAACAUACCACCUACCCGUCGAGCUCCAAGGCCACCGUUUCAAGAUCGCAGUCUAGCACGGGAGUCUGCCCCCGUGUCCCAAAAUCUGCAGCAGUCGAAGCCGGCAGGCAGCUCGCCUGCUUGGCUGCCAAAAGCGCAAGGUCCACUUAAGGAUUGGCAUGAUUAUGCCGCCAUGGAGGCAGACAAAGCUCGCAUUGGUCUGGGGGAGCAUGGUCUGCCGGCUCAAAACGAACCGACGGAAAAAGAGCUGGAAAGACAGAUAUUUUUAAAGGAUGGCUUCAACGGCAUGCUCUCCGAUAGAAUUUCAGUCAAUCGCUCUGUGCCCGACGUGCGACGCGAAGAAUGCAAGACCCGACAGUAUCUGGCUAAGCUACCCAACGUCAGCGUCAUCUUCAUUUUCUACAACGAGCACUUCAAUACCCUUCUGCGCUCCGUCUAUAGCAUCUUCAAUCGCACACCACCUGAGCUUCUCAAGCAAAUUGUUCUGGUAAAUGAUGGCAGCGAUCGUGAAAUGUUAAAGGAGCAAUUGGAUGAUUAUGUGGCAUCCCAUUGGUCUCACCUGGUGGAUGUGGUGCAUAAUCCUGAGCGUCGUGGUCUGAUUGGUGCUCGCCUGGCUGGUGCUAAGAUCGCUAUAGGAGAUGUUAUGGUAUUUUUCGAUUCUCACAUCGAAGUCAACUACAAUUGGCUGCCGCCCCUGCUGGAGCCCAUAGCCAUUAAUAGCAAAAUCUCCACCUGCCCGAUUGUGGAUAUUAUUGAUAACGAGAACUUUGCGUAUAAUGGCGGCUACCAGGAGGGUUCACGUGGCGGCUUCGACUGGCGAUUCUUUUACAAACAACUGCCAGUGCUGCCUGAGGAUAGCGUUGACAAAUCACAGCCGUAUCGCAGCCCCGUCAUGAUGGGCGGACUCUUUGCUAUUGAUCGUCAGUUCUUCUGGGAUCUGGGUGGCUACGAUGAUGAGCUGGACAUUUGGGGUGGCGAGCAGUACGAGUUGAGCUUCAAGAUCUGGAUGUGUGGUGGCAUGUUGCUGGAUGUUCCCUGUUCGCGUGUGGCGCACGUCUUUCGCGGCAUUAUGGAGAAACGACCAAACCCACGAAAUUACAAUUUUGUCGCUCGAAACCACAAACGUGUUGCUGAGGUAUGGAUGGACGAGUACAAGAAGUAUGUCUACGAACGCGAUCCAAACACUUAUGAUAACAUCGAUGCUGGCGACGUUACCAAACAGCGUGCCGUGCGCGAACGUUUGCAAUGCAAGUCCUUUGACUGGUACAUGACCAAUGUGGCGUUUGAUUUCCUCAAGAAAUUUCCACCAGUGGAGCCACCCAGCUAUGCUUCGGGUGCUAUAAAGCAUCUGGCUAGUGGCUACUGCAUAGAUACGAUGAACCAUGGCUCCAAUAAUGCCGUUGGACUCUAUCCCUGUGCCGAAAAUCUUACGCAUCCGCAGCAUAAUCAGCAUUGGGUGCUGUCCAGUGACCGUGAGCUGCGCCAGCUCGAUCGUAGCGACUGUCUCGAUGUUCAGGAUUCACAUGCGAAUGCCACUGUUUGGAUUUGGCAUUGCCACAAUCAGGGCGGCAAUCAAUUCUGGUACUACGAUCGCGCCCAUCAAUGGAUCGUGCACGGCCAGAACACACAUCGUUGUCUGGAGGGCAUCGUCGAAGAUGGUAAAGCCCAUGUCUACACGAAUGAAUGUGAUGCGAGCAACGACCGCAUGCUCUGGACUUUUGGCAUUAUAAACAAUGAAAUGCUCGAUAAGUUUUAUGAAGGUCUCUAGGCAAUAGCUUUCAACACUUUCACAUAAACGCCAAAAACUUUGAUCAUAUCACAUACAGACACUAUAAGCGAUAAAGCUGCCAAUACCACAACAGCAACAACAACAAUACCAUACCAUACAAGGUAGGUAGGGUAGCUCGUAGAACUCACGCGCACUGCUGAAAAGCCUGGAGUGGUUCGGGUUCGCUGCUCGUACCGAAGGUUUCAAGUUUGCAAAAUAAAUUUCCAUGACAUCUUA